Messenger RNA from Medicago truncatula (barrel medic), 1521 nucleotides. RefSeq names its product metal tolerance protein 4. Gene Ontology annotation, cellular component: membrane. The record is from RefSeq and is a predicted model, not a curated record. Gene Ontology annotation, molecular function: manganese ion transmembrane transporter activity. Gene Ontology annotation, biological process: monoatomic cation transport; transmembrane transport. Lineage: Eukaryota; Viridiplantae; Streptophyta; Magnoliopsida; Fabales; Fabaceae. The transcript is spliced from 7 exons. The coding region runs from base 492 to 1400 and encodes 302 amino acids.
ACCAAAAAUACCUUUUUACUCGAUUGAAAGUUCUAUUACUCUCUAGUCAUAGUUAGAUUUAUAUUAUCUUGUUCAUAAAGUUUUUUUUAUUAAUUAAAGUUACACUGAUGGUCAUUUUACGACAAUCACCGAGGGGAUUCGAAAUGAGUACCUUGAGGAUACAAGACUAAGCUCUUACCACCGAGCUAGCAACUAAAGUAUUUUGCUUCCACAUAAAGUUUACUAGUAUUUGGAUAUAAAGUUGAUUUAUAAAAGCUCGUUGAGGACAUUGAGUACUCACGUGAGUGGUGUUACACCCUUCGUGAUGAGCAGACAGGGUUUGUGUCCAUCACAUGGUGGUCGUUCCCAUAAGAGUGAUACAUGUGUGAUGUUAGACCUUAGACGAAGAGGUCCCAGGAGAGAAAGAGUACUAUGAAAGACAAUUUGCUACUCUAAAAUCAUUUGAGGAAGUUGACUCCAUAGUAGUGUCGGAUUCCAUUGAUAUAGAAGACAUGGAGAAGCGGGCUCAACAUGAACUAGCGAUGAAGAUUUCAAACUAUGCAAAUGCAGUUUUAUUGGCAUUAAAGAUUUAUGUGACAAUCAGGACUGGAUCUAUGGCUAUUGCUGCUUCAACAUUGGAUUCUCUGCUUGACUUCAUGGCCGGUGGCAUACUUUGGUUCACUCACAUGUCAAUGAAGACCGUAAAUAUGUACAAAUACCCUAUUGGAAAGCUGAGAAUGCAACCUGUAGGAAUAAUUAUCUUUGCAGCUGUUAUGGCAACACUUGGCUUUCAGGUAUUAACGACUGCUGUAGAACAGCUAAUACAAAAUGAUCCUUCUGAGAAGAUGUCUUAUGAUCAACUAGUAUGGCUUUACUCUAUUAUGAUAUUUGCAACAUUGGUGAAGCUUGCACUUUGGUUUUACUGCAAAAACUCAGGAAACAAGAUUGUCCUUGCCUAUGCAGAUGAUCAUCAUUUUGAUGUUGUAACAAAUGUGGUUGGAUUAAUUGCAGCUGUUCUUGGUGAUAAAUUUUACUGGUGGAUUGACCCUAUUGGUGCUAUUUUACUUGCAAUUUACACUAUUUCAAAUUGGUCUGGUACUGUUAUGGAAAAUGCAGUUUCACUAGUGGGACAAUCUGCACCUCCUGAACUUCUGCAGAAGCUAACGUAUCUUGUCAUAAUGCACUCUCAAAUUAAGCGCAUUGAUACUGUUCGCGCUUACUCAUUUGGAGUUCUAUACUUCGUAGAGGUUGACAUUGAACUGCCAGAGGAUUUACCCUUAAAAGAAGCACAUAUCAUUGGAGAAAGUCUGCAGAUAAAUCUCGAGAAACUUCCGGAAGUUGAGCGAGCGUUUGUUCAUCUAGACUUCGAAUGCGAACAUAAACCAGAACACUCAGUUCUUAGUAGACUACCAGAUAGUUAGCCUUAAGUACAUUAUUUGAUUUGAGUUUAAUGUCAAUGAAUGACAUGUGUGAACUUUAUUCUAAGAAAAUGAAUGACAAGUGUGAAUUUAUUCUAAGAAAAUGUGAAUUUCUUCUAAUGAA